Messenger RNA from Ceraceosorus guamensis, 324 nucleotides. RefSeq lists its product as hypothetical. Lineage: Eukaryota; Fungi; Basidiomycota; Exobasidiomycetes; Ceraceosorales; Ceraceosoraceae. The record is from RefSeq and is a predicted model, not a curated record. The coding region runs from base 1 to 324 and encodes 107 amino acids. The transcript has 2 exons.
AUGAGCAACUCACCUCAAGAGAGCUGGCGUGCCGCGCUCCAGCACAAUGUAGACGUCAUAAUCAAGGUGUCUGGCUUGAAUGUUCUACCGCACGAGGUCGAGGCAGAGCUGGAGGACGCGCAUGAGAGGCUUCGCGAGGCUGGAAAGGGUAUGGCGCGGGCCCUUGAGACCAUCGAGGCUUGCGAAGCUCAGGCCCAGAGUAUGAAGAAUCAGGAGGAAAUGGUGCGAACCCAAGCGGCAGAAAUCAAGCGCUUGAAUGCCAUCAUCGACGCCCUGCUCGCGGGCCGAGCCGCAGAGGGAGCAGACAAGCAAGCUGAUCGUUGA